Colletotrichum fioriniae is the source of this 687-nucleotide messenger RNA. RefSeq lists its product as uncharacterized. Lineage: Eukaryota; Fungi; Ascomycota; Sordariomycetes; Glomerellales; Glomerellaceae. Gene Ontology annotation, cellular component: membrane; cytoplasm; intracellular membrane-bounded organelle. Gene Ontology annotation, molecular function: ubiquitin protein ligase activity. The record is from RefSeq and is a predicted model, not a curated record. Gene Ontology annotation, biological process: proteasome-mediated ubiquitin-dependent protein catabolic process; protein K48-linked ubiquitination.
AUGUCCAGCAACGCGCCCGCUCCCUCGCGAUUCUCCGGCUACUUCACGUCGAGCCCCUCCCCGGAGACCUAUGCCAGGUCUAGAAGCAUUACGCACUCCGGCUCCGGUGGGCCCUCGAGCUCUCGUGGACAUUACCAAUCCUCUGGAAGUCGGAUCAUGGCAGGCACCCCGCCGACGUACUAUCCGUCCUCCUCAUCCGGCUAUCCAGGCUCAUCCCGCUAUCGAUCGAUGCUGGACGUUGGUCCAUCGUCGUCCUCAUCAGCUCACUACAACCGUGCACUGCCGCCGCCGCCGCCCCAAAUAGCCGAGGAAGACGAAUGUCCGGUCUGCCAUCGCGAACUGCCCUCUCGUACCCUCCCCAACUUUGAGCAGCUGCGUGAGACACACAUUAACACCUGCAUCACUUCACACAGCGCUUACGGCGGUACACCGACGGGAGAGACCCCUCCAGUCGGAACGCCGCCUCCCUUGGCGGUUCGCCGGACUGGUAUGUUCCCUUAUGUUGCGACAGAAAAGGACUGUGUCGACUCGGCCGAGUGCACCAUUUGCCUUGAGGAAUUCGAGGUGGGCGUUCCAAUGGCGCGUCUGGAGUGCCUCUGCCGUUUCCACCGAUCCUGUAUCUCAGCUUGGUUCAUCAACCAUCCUGGACGGUGCCCAGUCCAUCAGCAUGAUAGUUUUGGCUAUUGA